AUGCACGUCCUCCUCACCUCCGCACACGGCUGGGUCGGCUCCCAUAUCACCCCCCUCCUCCUCUCCGCCGGUCACUCCGUCACCGGCCUCGCUCGCUCUUCCACCUCCGCCGAGAAGGUCAAGUCCCUCGGCGUCACUCCCCUCCUUCUCGGCCUGGACGACCCCGCGGGCAUCGCCAACUUUGUCAAGACCUCCUCGGUCGACGCUGUCAUCCACACGGCUUUCGGUCACGACUUCUCCAAGUACAUGCAGAACAUCGCGGACGAUCUCGCGGUGAUCAAGGCCAUCGGCGCCGAGCUGGAGGGCACAGGCAAGCCGUUCAUCACCACCUUUGGGCUCAGUGCGCCCAGGGAGGAUCAGGCGCCGGCGCAAGACAGCCCCAACCCGAGGGGCAGGAACGAGGAUGCGGUGCAGGAGCUGGCGGGCAGGGGGGUGCGGGCGAUGAUAGUGCGCUUGCCGCCCUCCGUGCAUGGUCCCAAGGACGCGGGGUUCGUCCCCGCCCUCAUCGGGUGUGCGCGAAACAAGGGCGCCUCGGCGUAUAUCGAAGGGAAGGGUACCUGGGCGGCGGUGCAUGUCAAGGACGCGGCGCGGCUCUACAUGGCGGUACUGGGGAAGGGAAUGGCGGGCGGGCGGUACCAUGCUGUCGGGGACACGGGCGUGCCGUUCGGGGAGAUCGCGAAAGCUAUCGCAAAGGGCGUCGGAGUGGAGGCCAGGGCGGUAGAGCAGGCUGAGGUGGGGCAGUACGUCGGAUUCCUCGCCAAGUUUGUGGAUGGGGACUUCGAUGCCGAUGUGGAUAUCACCAAGAAGGACCUUGGGUGGGAGCCAAAGGAGAAGGGGUUGCUGCAGGAUAUGAAGGAGGGGGACUACUUUGAUCAGAAAUAG
Messenger RNA from Dioszegia hungarica, 882 nucleotides. RefSeq lists its product as uncharacterized. Lineage: Eukaryota; Fungi; Basidiomycota; Tremellomycetes; Tremellales; Bulleribasidiaceae. The coding region runs from base 1 to 882 and encodes 293 amino acids. The transcript has a single exon. The record is from RefSeq and is a predicted model, not a curated record.